GGCAAGCCACGACAACAGGACCAAGAAACUUGAGCAGCAUGAGCGUGAUGGAUAAGACGCCGCGCGUUGCUGAGGAGACCGCCAAGUACCCGCGUGACGAACGUCUGGGAUUGCGCGAGCUACGCUACGGCACAGCUGGCUUCCGCGAGGAUGCGAGCCUGCUAGUGUCCACGUGCCACCGCAUGGGAAUGCUGGCGGUUUUGCGCUCCAAGAGUGUGGGAAAAAUUGUGGGUGUGAUGAUCACGGCGUCACACAACCCGGCAGGUGACAACGGACUCAAGAUCAUUGACCCCAAGGGCGACAUGCUGAGCCAGAGGUGGGAGAAAUACGGCAUGCAGCUGGCCAAUGCGGCUCAGGACAAGGUCGUGGAAGUGCUGGACGCCGUCGUGGCCGCUGAGAAGAUCGAUUUGGACCACACAGGCAACGUCUUUAUCGCCAAGGACACUCGCCCCUCCAGCGAGCACCUGGCCGAACUCGCGCGUGAGGGAGCGCUCGUGAUCGGAGGUAAUGUCUUGGACUUUGGACUGCAGACGACGCCGCAGCUGCACCAUCUGGUUCGCAUGUGGAACUAUGAGCACUACAACAAGGGUGACUGGGCGUCCGAGGUGGGCUACUACAACAUGCUCAGCGACGCCUUCAAGCAGCUCACGGCCACGCAUGACUCCAAACGCCUGGAUACGCGCUCGCCGCUUUACGUGGACUGUGCGCACGGCGUCGGCGCGUUGCAACUGGCCAAGUUGGCCAAGGAUCUGGGUGAUUCGCUUCGUCUCGAGAUCGUUAACAUACCUAGCGACGGUGAGCUGAACCUUCAAUGCGGUGCUGAGCACGUGGAAAAGUCUCGCCAGCCGCCCACGAACGUGACCCGUGAGAGCGACCGCGGUAAGCGCUACUGCAGUAUGGAUGGCGAUGGCGACCGUGUCGUCUUCCACUAUUUCGAUGAUGAAGGCACGUGGCAUUUGCUGGACGGCAACAAGAUUGCCUGCCUGUUCGCCGAGUUCCUGUCCGACAAGUUGCACGCGCUGGAGCUGGACCAAGAAGGCGUGACGUUUGGCUGUGUGAUGACUGCGUACGCCAACGGCGCUGCCACUCAGUACCUGCAGGCGAUAGGCAUCCGUGUGGAGCAGGCGAAGACUGGCGUUAAAUACUGUCAUGAGAAAGCGACGCAGUUCGACAUGGCCGUGUACUUUGAGGCCAACGGCCACGGCACGGUUGUCUUCAAGGACGCGCUGAUGGACAAGCUACACAAGUGGGAGAACACGCUGCACGACGAGCGCAAGAAGUUGGCCUUGUCGCAGUUGCUCGCCGCCUCGCAGCUUGUGAACCAGGCUACGGGUGACGCUAUGUGCGACUUGCUGUUCGUGGAGGCUCUGCUGGUCCAAAAGAACUGGAGUAUUGCUGACUGGGACGCCAUCUACAACGACCUGCCGAGUCGUCAGACGAAGGUCAAGGUCGCAGACCGCAGUGUUAUCAAAUCGGACGAGGAAGACGAUACCAAGGUGCUGGCGCCUGAGAGCCUCCGCGACGCUUUGAACGCAGCUCUGCAGGAAUACGUCAACAAACACGGCCGCGCAUUCGUCCGGCCGUCCGGCACCGAGGAUGCGGUGCGUGUUUAUGCUGAAGCGGACACGCAGCAGGACGCUGAUGCUCUCGCUCUGCAAUUCGCCAAGGUGAUUCACCAAAACUGCGGCGGCGUGGGUGUCGAACCCGCUAGUUUCGUCGCAUAGGCGUUGUGUAAGAGUGAAGGUUGCAGCAGUAGCGAAAAAAGUGCUAGUGCUGCUAAACGCUGGCGCCUUAGGCGAGAAUCGUAGUUGCAAUUGAAAUCGUACUACCUCCGCUCUGAAAAA
Molecule: messenger RNA, 1844 nt
Organism: Phytophthora infestans T30-4
Lineage: Eukaryota; Oomycota; Peronosporomycetes; Peronosporales; Peronosporaceae
Product: phosphoacetylglucosamine mutase, putative
Exons: 3
Coding region: 39-1724 (561 amino acids)
Biological process (GO): carbohydrate metabolic process; UDP-N-acetylglucosamine biosynthetic process
Molecular function (GO): phosphoacetylglucosamine mutase activity; magnesium ion binding
Source: RefSeq, a predicted model, not a curated record